AUGUCACAAGUCAUAGAGCAAGACUUCUUUGGCGGGGCCAUUCGGGGUGUGGUGCCACAGAAAUGGAUUGACGCCAGCAAUCUCCGCGAAAUCCCAGACCACCAGGAACUAUUCCUCUCACCCGACACGCUGUCCAAUCUGAUCAUUGAGAUUAAUGAGCGUGUUUCCCAAGAAGAUGCUCUGAGCACCUUCGCCACUCUCUGCCAGCAACAGCCUUCACUAGCCGCAGACAGCGGAAGCACAGCUGGCACCACGACCGAGACGGUCAAUCAAGCAGCCGCCCUGUACCAUCUAUAUGAUAUUUGCGAAGAUGGCGAUGCUAUGCACGUAGUCGCGGCGCCACAGCGCGUGACUUUGGACCGGUUGCUCUCGAAUGCGCCGUCCAAGCCGUCCAUCAGUUCGUACAAAGGAAUUGUUGAGUUCAAGACCGCUUCCGGUCGUCGGGAUCAGCGAUUACCUGCUGCGAAAUCAGGUUCGACGGCUGCAGGCGUGUCUAUGAACGGGGGGUCGGCUAGUGCACCGGCUACCAAGACACUGACUUGCCACUUCCUUCUUGUGCGACUCGAAACACAGGAGACGGACUUGGUGACUUUCUUUAAUGUGCCACAUGAUGAGUUUGACAAGGAGGGCGAUGCGGGAGGUUUGUCGAAGGAGGAGACUUCUGCGGAGGAUAUUAUGAGAGCCAUGGAGGAGAAGCUUCAGAUCGUGGAUUGGGGGCUUUUCAUUUGA
This is a messenger RNA of Penicillium verhagenii, 729 nucleotides long. It is a transcript of the gene mog1, whose product is annotated as Ran GTPase-binding protein MOG1. The transcript has 2 exons. The record is from RefSeq and is a predicted model, not a curated record. Bases 1 to 729 code for a protein of 242 amino acids. Gene Ontology annotation, molecular function: guanyl-nucleotide exchange factor activity; small GTPase binding. Gene Ontology annotation, biological process: protein import into nucleus. NCBI's taxonomy places the organism in Eukaryota, Fungi, Ascomycota, Eurotiomycetes, Eurotiales, Aspergillaceae. Gene Ontology annotation, cellular component: nucleus.